UUGGUACAUAAUACAGUCUAGAAAGGAAAACAGAACAAAUGUAAGAAAGAAGACUAAUACAAGACAGAAGAUUCUCGUUUAUCCAUCGUCUCACAGAACUUCAUACAAUCUUUACACAGAUCCAUCCAACUAAUACUUACUUGCAAAUACAUCACAUUUCGGUGCUGAUGCGAGGAGCGCGUUAAUAUAUUAUAGAGCGCGGACAAGUGGUGAUUUGCCAUGGGACAUAGUGCGUGUUUUAUGUACUGCCGGCUGUACAUAGCCACAUAAGUUAUUGCUCAUAUUGCGCAUUAAAUGUUAUUAACAAAAAAACAAGAUAAAAUACAGCGCGGGAAUGCUGCCUGCGUGAUGGGCACCUUGCCGAGGGGCCUAGGCUUAGAAGGCAGGUUUUAGGGAUUUUUUAUAGGUUUAGUUUUAUCUAGUUGUCUUAUUUUAUAAGUAUCCAAUAAUAUAUUUUUGUAUAUAAUUCUACUUUAUUUAUUACACUUCACUUUAUUUCACAUGAUAAAUAAGUAAUUCAUAAAUAUAUUGUAAUGAAAAUAGAAAUCUACUUAAUAUCUAAUCUACAUAGUAGUUAUAGUUACGCUAACCUAGAAAGAAUAAAAAUACUCAUAGCUUGAUCACUUAACUUACAAGACAUUUAACUUAUGUGUACAAACCCCCGCUGAUUGUCAUGACGUGGUCCCUUGUAACGUCCUAUAACAAUGAAAAUGAACUGCUAUAUAAGGCUAAAAUCUUAGCUUUCUAACAGUAGUUGAUUUGUAGGCACCCAUAGGGCAUGAUAGUAAAAUAAAGAUUAGAUAGAUAUAAAUCUGUGUUAUAAGAAAAUUUUCUAAAAAUGGCUUUAUAUAAAUCUAAACGCUUAGUUCUACUUGUUUUAGAAUUUUUACUUGUUACUUUAGUUACUUGUUCAGCUGAUGAAAAUUGUGAAACAUCUCUGAGUGAGAUAUUAGUCACAAAGGAAGAGUAUGACGAAAUGGGAAGACUGGUCAGAUCAUGUAAUGGAGAGGUCACUGUGAACAAAUGUGAAGGAAUGUGCAAUAGCCAAGUGCACCCUUCUAUUGCAACUGUUACAGGGUUUUUGAAGGAAUGUCACUGCUGUAGAGAAAAUUACCUCAGAGAACGUAUCGUUACACUUUCGCAUUGUUACAAUGCCGAUGGGGUAAGACUGGAAGAUCCUAAACACGCUGUCAUGGAAGUAAGGCUUCAAGAGCCAGACGAAUGCCAAUGUUUUAAAUGUGGAGACUAUAGCCGAUGAAAAAUUGUUAGUUUGGAUUAUAAUGUGCGGAAUAGAUUUUUAUACCUGCAAAAUAAAAUUGACGAUGGAUACGACAUAAUAAAAUAAAUUCUACAUAGUGUUAUGUUCUAAAUUUGGUCAAGGUUUUAAAAUAAAUAUGAGUUAUGAGAAAAUUUCUAUAUUAUUUCUCUCUUUGAGGUCCUUUGUGCGUACAUGGCAUGACAGAGUAUGGCAAUGUCAUAAUUAAUGUAAUUUUUUUAUGAAAAUAUGAUGUUUAUAAUGACACCACACUUCACUUUGUUCUAUUAAAAUCGGUUCAAAAUUAGCUUAGGCGGACUCUUAUCCAAUCCCAACUUACAACCCCUCUGGUAUUGCAGGAGGGGCGACGGCUGCUCGUUUCUAUGGCUAACGCUCGUCUAAUAUCAUAAUAUUCAUAAUAAAAAUUGUAAUAAAUAUCGUAGCUUACAUAGCAUAGCUUGCCCACCACCAAAAUGGCUAUGGCUUGAGUAUUAAAUUUUGUAAUAGACUGCUAACUGAGAGGACAUUCCCUGAAGCUGACACGGACGCAGAGUAGUAACAACCCAAGACGACACUUCCUGUCUAACCGCGUAGUGAAAGUGUGGAACAGUUUGCCCGAAUCCGUAAUCAGUGCACCCUCAGUGAAUUCUUUUAAAAAUAGACUCGACAAACAUUUUAUAAAUGGACAAAAGACAAGUGCAGGACAUUGAUGUGCACAUAUAAGCUAUAAGCUGCCUGUGCAUUCAUAAAUAAUAAUAAUAAAUAAGAAGUAACAACAGACAACUUUGGGGCCUUGUGAAAGACUAAAAAGUAGAGUCAGAUCAAGAUAAAUUGGCAGCGAUGUCGAUAGCUCAGCCUGUGCAAGUGUUAAGUAAUUAAAAGUUAGUUUCAUAGAAGUAUGACGUUUAAAAAAACAAUCGCACUGUCUGGGCUGUCGAAAUCGCAGCCAACUUAUCUUGAUCUGUCUCUAUGUCCAAUGUUGUUUCCAUUCCAAUUUUUUGAAACGCUUAUAAAACGUUCUAUGUUAACCAAACUUUGCCCUAAAAUUCAACUUUUACACUAAAACGGCUUUAAAUAUGUUCAAUUAACAAAAUAUAUUUUAACAGAUACUUUCGCGCCCAAAACGUUCUUGAUUUUUCGAAAAUUGUGUGACGUCACAGUUUACGGUUUGACAUGCACACUUAACACCAAGCUUCCUGUCUGUUCGCAGUACAAAAUUUGAUACUCAAGCCGUAGCCAUUUAGGUGGUAUGUAAUCUCUGUAAUCUCUGUAUGUGUGCGUAAAUAGUACAUUAUGAUACAAGUGUGCUAAGUUGGUCAUUGCACACGAGGCGAUAUUGUGCGCGCGAGCUGGAAGCGAACGCGUAAUAAGAAAGCGGAUGUGUGUAAUGACCAUAGCACACGCGUUUCAUACGACGUUUUUCAGCACACUUGCAAGGAAAAAACAAAACUUAUAAAUUAGUUUUUUUUUGUCAUAAUAGUAAAAGUACAAUUUUAAGUUUGAACAUGUAGACACAUUAUGUUCCAAAGUAAAUAGGUUUGUAUUUGCCCUGAGAAGAGUUAGCCAAACUAUUUCCAUUCAGGCAGCGUUAAUAGCAUAUCAUGGAUAUGUACAUUCGAUUUUAAGAUAUGGCAUAACAAUCUGGGGAUACUGCACUGAUAAACAUAACGUAUUCAUUGUCCAAAAGCGCUGCAUUCAAGCCAUAUUUUCAGUUCAUCCUAGAGAUUCAUGCCGUCCAUAUUUUAUAAAACAUAGCAUUCUUACUUUUCCCAGUCUCUAUAUUUAUGAAGUUUCUGUUUUCGUUCACAAAUAUAAAUACCUAUUCACGGAUAAUAACCCAUUGGAUUGCCGCGUAACUAGACCUAAAUACAGACACAGAUUACCUAAGCCAUAUGUAAACUUGUCACUCACUGCAAAUAAUGCCUAUAUUAUGUGUAUCACAAUUUAUAACAAGUUACCUGAUCGUUUUAAGGAUAUGGAUCUCAAACUGUUCAAGUCAAACACAAAAAUGUGGCUUAUAGAAAAAUGUUUUUAUUGUGUUAAUGAUUAUUUAAGUGACUCAUAAGUAUUGUUAUUCUUUAGAUAAAUAUGUAAAUACCUAUAUAUGAUGCAAAUGUAUGUACACCUGAAAAGGUAAAGUCUCAGUGUAACGGAAUGUGUAAUUGUGUAUUCGACCUGCAAUGUAACCUGAUUCUUAUAUACAAUAAAUAACUUUGAACUUUGAACUUUGAAAAA
Messenger RNA from Cydia pomonella (codling moth), 3490 nucleotides. RefSeq names its product partner of bursicon (gene Pburs). Gene Ontology annotation, molecular function: neuropeptide hormone activity; G protein-coupled receptor binding. Lineage: Eukaryota; Metazoa; Arthropoda; Insecta; Lepidoptera; Tortricidae. The transcript has 3 exons. The record is from RefSeq and is a predicted model, not a curated record. Gene Ontology annotation, cellular component: bursicon neuropeptide hormone complex; extracellular region. Gene Ontology annotation, biological process: G protein-coupled receptor signaling pathway. Bases 839 to 1258 code for a protein of 139 amino acids.